Corvus hawaiiensis (hawaiian crow) is the source of this 2098-nucleotide messenger RNA. It is a transcript of the gene P2RY12, whose product is annotated as purinergic receptor P2Y12. Gene Ontology annotation, cellular component: membrane. The coding region runs from base 270 to 1397 and encodes 375 amino acids. The record is from RefSeq and is a predicted model, not a curated record. Gene Ontology annotation, molecular function: G protein-coupled purinergic nucleotide receptor activity. NCBI's taxonomy places the organism in Eukaryota, Metazoa, Chordata, Aves, Passeriformes, Corvidae. Gene Ontology annotation, biological process: G protein-coupled receptor signaling pathway; blood coagulation. The transcript has 3 exons.
GUAACUGUUCCAGGCACACAAAACCACACACCCCUCCCUCAGUGACACACAUUUAGAAGACACUCGAGAGGAGACCAGAGCACAGCAAACCACAGAAGAAAACAGAAGCAGAAGCUCAUAGUGCAUCACCUGCAAUCUGCAGCUGUCACUGGCUAAGAAACCAGUUCACAACCACAGGAAGGUCUCAGCCUCAGGGCUGGGAUGCUCAGCUGCUCCUCCCGCCUCUCCCUGCUCCGAGGGAUUCCACAGGAACACUCCUGCCCACUCCCAUGGUGAAGAGCUGGAGGGACUGCCAAGGACCCCCCCUCACUGACCCCAGCUUCCACCGCAGGGAACACCCACAUUCCUCCGCUUCUCCCGGGAGAGGGAAUACCACAGUGCAAAUGAAAGCCACAACCCAAUUCAGCUCCUCCAGGAAUGACAGCAACUGCACCAGUGACAGCAGGAUCAGCCAAGUCAUCUUCCCUUUACUCUACACGUUUCUGUUCCUGGUGGGGAUCACCAUGAAUAGCCUGGCAAUGUGGGUCUUCUUUAAAAUAUCCAGUAAAUCCAACUUCAUCAUCUUCCUCAAGAACACUGUAAUUUCUGACCUCCUCAUGAUCUUGACUUUUCCAUUUAAGAUCCUCAGUGACGCAAAGCUGGUAUCCUGGGUCUUGCGAGGGUUUGUGUGCCAGGUCACCCAGGUUGUGUUUUACUUCACCAUGUACAUCAGCAUCUUGUUUCUUGGUCUGAUAACUAUUGAUCGCUAUCAGAAAGCCACCUCACCAUUCAGAACAUCAACUCCACGGAGUCUUUUAGCUGCCAAGAUCCUAUCCACAGCAAUCUGGGUAUCAAUGUUUGCUCUCUCGUUACCCAACAUGAUUUUAACUAAUAAGAAGAAAACAGCCAAGAACGUAAGGAAGUGUGCUCUCCUGAAAUCAGAGUUUGGCUUAGUCUGGCAUGAAAUUGUAAACUACAUUUGCCAGUUCAUCUUCUGGGUUAACUUAGCAGUCAUAGUGGUAUGUUACAUCCUCAUCAGCAAGGAACUGUACAAAUCCUAUAAAAGGACACGAUGCACAGGGAAAGCAUCCAAGAAGACUGUCAAUCUCAAGGUUUUCAUAAUCAUUGCUGUGUUCUUUAUUUGUUUUGUGCCAUUCCACUUUACCAGAAUCCCCUACACCUUGAGCCAAACGAGAGAUGUGUUUGACUGCUCUGCUCAGAACACCCUGUUCUACCUGAAGGAGACCACACUGUGGCUGACGUCCCUCAAUGCCUGCCUGGACCCAUUCAUAUACUUUUUCCUUUGCAAAUCAUUUAGGAAAUCCUUGCUAGACAUGCUGUGCAAGCACAUGGCAGGGCUCGGAGCACGGACAAAGGAGCAGAACGAGGGGGAUGACACAGACGAGACGCCGCUCUAGAACUCAGGACUCCACACACCCCUUCCUGGCCACACACGUUUAUUGAGAGUGGAAGGAGCACAAAUCCAUGAAGCGUAUCUAGAACUUCACCAACUUCUUUAGAAACAGUCCUGCAGAUGAAGCAUGAGCACCCUGGAACCACCACCACUGGUUGCAAAACUAGAAAGCUUAAAUAACAGGAGUCCCCCUGCCCCCAACCUCCAUCCUUGCCAAAACAGGAGCUCCCCUGACCCCAACCAUGUCUGUCAGAACUGCUGGGAAGAAUCUGAACUUAAAGGUGGAACUGUGAGGAAAACUUAAAACAGAAUCAUGAAAUGCUACAGAUGAUAUCGUGAACUGUAAAGAUUUUGCAGAAACAGCUAAACUUGGGGAGAGUGAAGUCCAUGAAAACACAGGAUCUGAGAAAUGCAGAUAAAUCCACAGGAGAUGUGAUUUUUCAAUACAGGGAGUUGUCACCUUGUAUGCAACGGGCAGACAAACAGAAACCCAGGCCAGAUGUAGAGCAGCCAUUUGUGCAAAUUUUUGGUAACAGAAUAACACUCGGCUUAUCUCAUUCUAUGCUUGCAGUUCCUAAUCCAUUGACCAGUAAUUAAUAGUUGUACGUCAGAGGAAAUUAUUUCAUAAUCAGGCUUAUCUUGAUAUGAAUUAAACCCCCAGCUCCUUCCCCUUACUACAUAAAUAAACAAAUCUGUAUAUUUUCA